Vicia villosa (hairy vetch) is the source of this 1302-nucleotide messenger RNA. RefSeq lists its product as uncharacterized. The transcript is spliced from 3 exons. Lineage: Eukaryota; Viridiplantae; Streptophyta; Magnoliopsida; Fabales; Fabaceae. Bases 1 to 1302 code for a protein of 433 amino acids. The record is from RefSeq and is a predicted model, not a curated record.
AUGGAUCCCAACAAUAACCCUUUUAACACCCAAAAUUCUACUAAUUAUCCUUUCAAAUACCCAAAUUCCAACAACUAUAUAUUUCAAAAUCAAUCUUCCAACAAACAAGGUCCCCAAAAUAUACCAAAUUAUGGAUUUCCUCCGAAUUUCAUAAUGUCGUCAUCUAAUCCAAGUUAUCGCCCAUAUUAUGGAAUGAUGCCAUAUUCAUCUCAAACACCCCCUGAUUAUUCUUCUACUCCGAUGAGAAAUGAAAAUAUUUCGAAUGUUGGAGUUGAUGAAUUUCCUGAGUUUUCUACACAAAUGGAUAUUGGUGCCAUGAGAGGUGGUCAAGGAGCCACUCCAAAUGCAGAUGAUUCAACUCCUAUACGCCGGAAAAGCCCCAAAUGGACCACUGAUCAAAAUUUGGUUCUAAUUAGUGGGUGGAUUAAAUAUGGAACAGAUAGUGUUGUUGGGAGAAACCAAAAAAGUGAUUCAUAUUGGGGGAAAAUUGCUGAUUAUUGUAAUGAGCAUUGCUCAUUUGAUCCUCCCCGUGAUGGAGCUGCAUGCAGAAAUCAUUACAACUACAUGAGCAAAAUACUCAAUAAAUGGAUUGGCGCUUAUGAUAAUGCUAAGCGUAUGCAACAAAGCGGGUGGUCGGAGAAUGAUGUAUUGGCAAAAGCGCAUGAAUUAUAUUCAAGUGGUAAGAGUGGGCAUUUUCUUUUAAUGUCAGAACGGCUUGUUGUCCAUAAGGGAACCACCACUGUUAUUCUUGAAGCAGUUGCAACUUAUGAUUUAUGGAUUUGGCAUGGAAAUACUCCAAAAGUGAACUUCUUUGUGAAUCAACGACCGUAUAAUAUGGCAUACUAUCUUGCUGAUGGUAUCUACCCUUCUUAUCCAACUUUCGUCAAAUCAAUUAGACUUCCUCAAAGUGAACCAGAUAAGUUAUUUGCAAAAUAUCAUGAGGGAUGUCGGAAGGACAUUGAACGUGCAUUUGGGGUGUUGCAGGCUCGAUUUAAAAUCAUCCGCGAACCAGCCCGUUUGUGGGACAUAAACGAUUUGGCUCUCAUCAUGAGGUCAUGUAUCAUAUUAAAUAAUAUGAUUGUUGAGGAUGAACGAGAUAUAUAUGCUCAAAAUUGGACAGAUUAUGAUCAAUCUGAGGCAAGUAAGUCUAGUACACCGGAGUCAUUCUCGACCGAGGUGCUACCUGCAUUUGCGAAUCACGUGCGUGCUAGAUCUGUGAUGCGUGAUUCAAAUGUACAUCACGAAUUGCAAGCAGAUCUAGUCAAACACAUAUGGGAAAAGUUUGGAAUAUUUCAUGAUUAA